Talaromyces proteolyticus is the source of this 1353-nucleotide messenger RNA. RefSeq lists its product as uncharacterized. The transcript has a single exon. The coding region runs from base 84 to 1121 and encodes 345 amino acids. Gene Ontology annotation, molecular function: oxidoreductase activity, acting on the CH-OH group of donors, NAD or NADP as acceptor. The record is from RefSeq and is a predicted model, not a curated record. NCBI's taxonomy places the organism in Eukaryota, Fungi, Ascomycota, Eurotiomycetes, Eurotiales, Trichocomaceae.
CCACAUUUUGCCAUAGAUUGCUAUUACAAGGAAUACCAACGCUGGAGAUCAAAGAAUAUAUAGCAAUAAUAAAGAAGGAAAAUAUGGGAUCUAGCGAACUUGUCUUCAUUACUGGUGGCUCGGGCCACAUUGGAUUCCAAGUAGUGGUGUCUGCAUUGAAAGCUGGCUACAGAGUUCGCGCGGCAGUUCGCAGUCAGGGAAAAGCUGAUAAAAUCAAGUCUGCACCGUCAAUUCGAGCGUUGAACGCAGAAGACAAGCUUUCCUUUGUGGAAGUCGCUGAUCUAACGGCUACCGGGGCAUACGAUAAGGCGGUGGAGGGUGCCGAUUACAUUAUUCACGUUGCUGCUCCUAUUUCGUCCUCAUACAAGGAAGGGGCCGACUUCACGGAACAUUUUAUUGAGCCAUCUGUUAAAGGAACCCUUGGAGUUCUCAACGCGGCGAAGAAGACUUCAUCAAUUCGGCGCGUUGUCAUUACGUCUUCUGUUGCCGCAAUCAUUCCCUACCAUGAUUUCACAUCGGGUAAAAGUGAAACAGUUUACAACGAAACCAGCAGAAUUCCAACGCCGACAAGUUUUGCAAAUGUCUUCGAAGCCUAUGCAGCGAGCAAAGUAGCAGCCCUCAACGAAGCGGAAGAGUGGAUUCGGCAAAACAAAACCGCCUUUUCAGUUAUUCAUAUAUUUCCUGGUUUCGUAAUUGGGAAGGACGAAUUGAUUACAGACGUGAAGGAUGCGUUUUAUGGAACGAACAAGGAAGUUCUGACACCGGUCACUGGUGGUGAUGAUGGUUUCAAGCCUAGCUCUUCCGUUCACUUGGACGAUGUAGCGCAAGCGCAUGUGGCGGCAUUGAACCCAGGGAUUGUGGGCAAUGCAGGGUUUGUUCUAUCUUCCGGCGGGUUGCGAGGCAUCCGCUGGGAAGAAUCUCUUGACGUGGUUGCGAAAAACUUUCCGGAUGCCGUCCAGUCAGGGAUUCUCGCAAACAAUGGUAAGAUCGCGACAUUGCCAGUCAAAAUUGACGCGAGCAAUACUGAGAAGACUCUUGGACUGCGGCUUCGACCAUUCGAUGAGCAGGUGAAAAGCGUUGUAGGCCAUUACUUGGAACUCGUUGGCGAGGGAGCAGGUUGAUUGAUUAAUGGUCUUGCCUUUCAUUUAUGUCGCGAAUCUACGCUUAGUCAAAGAAUUGGCGUGUAGAUAGAGAGAAGAAAUGGCAGAUUGAUUGACGAGCAACUUGGUUAACAUCAAAACAAAGGAGAUAGAUAGAUGCAUGGUCUAUAUACAGUCUCUCAGCUGUUUUGAUGUAGGUAGCAAUACAAGCACUUGAAAUGUUCAAUGUUGUGUAGGCUAUACGCAUCAAUCC